Messenger RNA from Carica papaya (papaya), 647 nucleotides. The record is from RefSeq and is a predicted model, not a curated record. NCBI's taxonomy places the organism in Eukaryota, Viridiplantae, Streptophyta, Magnoliopsida, Brassicales, Caricaceae.
UACACGUGAAGAAUGUGAGGUCGCGGAGCACUAAAUUAGCGCCUGGAGGAAGAAUGUUCCUGGGGAUGAAAGAGUAACGGAAAACUGGUGGAGGAGAAAAGGAGCAAUUGUAGGGUUCUUUCAUCGACUCUUCUAAGAGGUCCGUGGGGUUUGGAGUGUCUGAGUCCAAUCUUGCAAGGUGAUCAUGGAUGUUCAGACUCAUGAGGUUAUCCCUACUAACCCUCGGGUUAAAGUCACACUUCGGCUUGAAUCAGAAAAAUAUUCUGUAAACAGGAACGGUGGCAGUAUCUCUGAGCAAUUACUUUCAGUGAAAGAGGAAACCAUGAACAUACUCAAGGAUUUUAUCACCAAGCAUAACGUUCCAAAUGAUGUGCCUGAUGAGUUAGUUGAUAGUUCUUCAGAAGAUGAGGAAGCCCAAGAGAAGCCUCAUGCGAAGUCAAAGAAAACUAAAUUAACUUGAUACUUGGGAUAGAUCAGCUUUUGGAGCUUUACACUUCUUGUUUUUCAGUAAGAAUGUUGUACGCUUUGCUGGUUUGCUUUAUCAUAGUUUCUACUAGAGGAAACUAAUGGUUUUUAUGCCUGGCAAGCUGAAUUGGGAUUGAAAUUGAAUGUUAGGCUGUGCUGGUUUUAUUCUGAGUGUGACUAUC